This is a messenger RNA of Papilio polytes (common Mormon), 2419 nucleotides long. RefSeq names its product alpha-1,3-mannosyl-glycoprotein 4-beta-N-acetylglucosaminyltransferase A-like. Gene Ontology annotation, cellular component: endoplasmic reticulum-Golgi intermediate compartment; endoplasmic reticulum; Golgi stack. Gene Ontology annotation, biological process: protein N-linked glycosylation. The record is from RefSeq and is a predicted model, not a curated record. Bases 491 to 2179 code for a protein of 562 amino acids. The transcript is spliced from 13 exons. Lineage: Eukaryota; Metazoa; Arthropoda; Insecta; Lepidoptera; Papilionidae. Gene Ontology annotation, molecular function: acetylglucosaminyltransferase activity.
CAUAAUCUGUAGUCAGAGCAUUUAAUACUUCAAACGUUUAUGGAUCGGUUUUACUAAAUUUGUUUGUUGCACAUAAACCAGGGCAUGGUUUAUUUAUUUAUUACAUCACUUUUAACCAUCUUAAAACGUAAACGUUUGUUAUAUUAGAUGUUAAGAAGAAAGAAAAUUAUAUUGCGGCAACCAUGACAUGAAAACAUAAGUACGGUCGGUAAAGCAGUUCACCGCUAGGCUUGGUGGGGGAUUGUUGCCCGUUUUACUAGGAAAUUGAAGUGUCAAAAACAUUAAAAUUUCUGUUUGGUAAUAGUUUUUUUUAAAUUCAAUUGAAUUUUAAAACAUUGGACUCUGAUACGAAAGAAUUAUGAAAUUGAUUUAAAAGUGUUUAUACAAAGUGUGCUGCGUGUUACUCGAUGUGAUUGUUUAUUUUCAUGAAACAGGUUACUUGCGAAUAACUCAAGUGGAAAAUACGUUGUUCGAUGGGGCGCUUUUCACCAUGACUCAUGGACCAACAUUUUCGCGCGCUUUCGGGAGUCUCACUUCGAGUCCUCGAAAGCGCUUCACGACCUUUUUCGUUAUGUUAAGCGUGAUCUUCUUCAUCAUUUUUAUGAGCAGCGGUGACCCCUUCUUGCCCAGAGAGGAUAAGAUGCAGCAAAGUAUAGCGGAGAUGCAAACCCACCUGCAAUUCCUUGAUUCGCUUUACCGCGCACGUCAGGAGGACCUGAUUACUUUGCAGAAUAAAAUCCUCGCAAGUCGCUGUUUCAAUGAAAGUCACCGUCAUCAGCCGACGUCGUACAGCGAUACGGUGACGGUUACUAUUGCUCCGGAAAUUUUGACCUCACUGAAAAAUCUUAGCGGAACGAAGGCAGCGCAAGGUGUUCAGCCCAAAAAUCUGCAACUUUUUCGUACCCCUUUUGUGUUUCAACUACUCCCCCACCUGAUGAAUGACCCAAACAGCCUUCGCCCCUCUUAUCACAUGAAGUCCGGCCGAGUGUUUGUCGACGUUGUUAUCGGUAUACCGACAGUUAAAAGAGAUAAGGAGAGCUAUCUCUUGAUUACGCUUACGCACCUGGUGAACGGGUUGACUGAGGACGACGUGAAUACGACUCUCAUCGUCGUGUUUGUCGGCGAAACUGAUUUGGAGUACGUUGUAAGCAUCGCUCGCCAGAUUGAAACUGCGUUUCCGAAGCAAGUGGAAAACGGUCUCAUCGAAGUUUUAUCUCCAUCGUCAUCUUAUUACCCCGACUUUGACACGUUAGAAAAAACUCUUGGCGAUUCGAUGAAGCGCGUCAAAUGGCGAACUAAGCAGAAUCUGGACGCCAUAUAUUUGAUGUCCUAUGCUCAAACCAAAGGCACCUUCUAUCUGAUGCUGGAAGACGAUGUAAUCGCCAAGAACAACUACAUGCAGGAAAUCAAGCAGUUUACAGCGGCGACAACUGUGUCUACACCGAACUGGUUCUUCAUCGAGUAUUGUCAAGUUGGUGGCAUCGGCAAACUGUUUCGAUCGUCUGACCUCAUCCAUUUUGUCACCUACGUGCAGCUGUUCUAUAAUAACAUGCCUAUCGACUGGCUGUUGGAGAGUUACCUUGCCGAUCGUGUUUGUUCCAUCGAUAAGACUUCGAAAGCCUGCGGUAAAAGUAAAAUCACAAUUCGACCAAAGUACAAAACAUCGCUUUUCCAACAUAUCGGACUCUACUCGUCCUUAAAGGGAAAGAUACAAAAAGUCAAGGAUGCUCAUUUUGGCUCGGUACCGACCUUCUAUCCACACACCAACCCUCCUCUGGAAAAUAUCAAGACUAACAUCGUAGAGCAAGGCGAUCACACGCUGAAGAGGGCUUAUGAAGGUCAAACUUAUUUCUGGGGUAUCAAGCCAAAGAAAGACGAUAUGAUCGAAUUUAGGUUUGAAAAACCAAUGGCUAUUAAGAGCUACAUUUUUCGUAGUAGCAACGUCGACCACGUGAAUGACAAGUUCUAUGACACCGUUGUGGAAGUGCUGCCAUCUGGAACCAACAACUACACUGUUAUUGGAUCAUUCGAUGAAUUCGGUCUCGCUGACGGCGAACUCAAAAAGGAUGCCGGCCCAUUUUCUGCCAUCCGUCUCAGCGUUCAAAGUGACAGCUUCUAUUGGGUCAUCCUUAGCGAGAUUGAAAUAGUUACCUAUGAUGAUCAUGAGAACAUAAGGUGACAUAAUACACGAACUCCCUGGGAUAGAUUUAACAAACAGAUGAAGCCAGCGCAUAUAAAACGACACUACACGAGGAUUAAGACUUCUGGACACCAUCACUAAGCACCACAACAUGCAAUUUCGGACCCAUCUUUUCACGACGAUUUUAGGCUUACUACUGGACUUAUCAAAUUUCUUUUUAAUAUUUUCUUUAUGCACAAAAUUAUUAUUUGAACAUCAACGUUAUAAAUUUCGCCAAGU